Gracilinanus agilis (Agile Gracile Mouse Opossum) is the source of this 2124-nucleotide messenger RNA. RefSeq names its product cytoskeleton associated protein 2 like (gene CKAP2L). The transcript is spliced from 9 exons. NCBI's taxonomy places the organism in Eukaryota, Metazoa, Chordata, Mammalia, Didelphimorphia, Didelphidae. Bases 1 to 2124 code for a protein of 707 amino acids. Gene Ontology annotation, cellular component: cytosol; mitotic spindle; centrosome. The record is from RefSeq and is a predicted model, not a curated record.
AUGGUCGGGUCGGGGUCUGCCCACGCCGCGGCUGUGGAAGAGCGGCGCAAAAAGCUCCAGGAAUAUUUAGCGGCCAAAGGGAAGCUCCGAUGUGCUAACGCCAAGCCUUACCUGAGAGAGCAGAAGCAACACUCCAGGCCACUGGCCUCUCUGUCUACAACUAGACAACAAAAUGACCCAAUUAAACAGGCACAACGGCCUGCUGCCAGGCAGCCCACUGGUCAGGGCCUCCAGCCGGGAUCCUCUGAUGUCCGUGGAACCCAAAGGCCAAAAGCAGCUGCUCCAGACGUUCUGGGGAAAGGCCCAGUGUGGGGCUGUCUUUCCUCCAGGCCACUUGGCCCGCCCUCGGGGCAUCCACACCCCCAGCACCUACCAAAAGCAGCACCUCGUCCUGUGGGGACACUGCCUAGAAUGUCCGGCUGCUCCCACAAGACCCAAAAUGCAGCCAGGCCCAGGAUCCCUAAGCAGAUGGAGCCUGCAUGUGAGCUCCAUGCCGGGGACCAGCUAGUGGGAGACGUCUCUGAAGAGACAGACAAAGAGAACCGGCCCAGCCCAGUCCCUGCAGGCUCAGAGAGGAGGCCACAGGCCAGGCUGAGAGAUGCUGCUGGACCAAAGGGUGGAUCAGGCCAUCCCAGCAGACGUGGCCUGGGCCUGGUGGAUGGAGGGGCCACCAGGAGCGUCCUGAAGGAGCAGAGCCAUAGACUGUUCGUCCACGAGAGCCAUGCCGGACUUCCCAAGGGAAAGUCCCACCAGAGGCUCCCCAGUGGGGCAGUUGGGGAGAGACCAAAGGCCAGAGAGCCCAGGAUGGUCUCAGCCCAGAGCCUCGCCAGAACUUGGGAAUCCAAGAAGGGAAUAACUGAGAAAGAGGCCAUGCGGGGCCACAGGGGUGAACAAGAGGGUUAUGGUGCAAAGUUACCGGCCCCCAGAAGGAGCCGCCCACAGAUGAAACCCCCAGUGCUUCCAGUGGGGAAGCUCAGUGGUCAGCAGCACCUCCAGGUAGCCCAGCCCAAGGCCACGAGGAAGCCCCUAGGGAGGGCAGGACAGACUCUCCAAAUGGGCAGCCCCUCCAAAGCCCUUGCACGGGCGCCUCCAAGGAAGCAGCCACAGAGCCUGGCCUCCAAGGCCAAGAGAACCGUGUCCUGGAAUUGUUCUGUGAAAUGCGUGAACCCCAAAGCACAGCCCUACGUCCACCUGACCAAGCCCCCCACAGCACCAGACCCAGGUGGGACGGAGGCAGCCGACCCCUGCCUUGAGCCGAGGACCCAGCAGAAGAGAUGCGGGGAGGACCGAAGGAAGAAACUUGAAGAAUGGCUGGCGUCCAAAGGGAAGACCUAUAAAAGGCCGCCUAUGAAAUUUCUAGCCCAAACUAAAAAAGUGCAGAAAUUGAACCAUUCAUUCUGGAAAAGCAUGGAAGAGGAGGAGGAGACCCAGAAAGUCGAUCCGGACCUGUCGCACAGGAUCAGCAGCACCCUGGCGGAGUGCCUGAAGCUCAUUGAAGAGGGCGCGCACUCCGAGGAGAUCCUGGCCAUCCUCUCGGGCAUCCCCCAGGCUGAGAAGUUCUCCACGUUCUGGAUCUGCAAGGCCCGGCUCCUGGCGGAGGAGGACAUCGAGGCCGUGAUGGGUCUCUACGAAGCCGCCGUCCGCUGCGGGGCCACGCCGAUACGAGAGCUGCGAGACGUCAUCCUGGAUAUUCUGAAAAGCGCCAAGAAGACACCACAAGGAAUUAGCAGGGAGCCGGAUUCUGCAGAAGAGAGGGCGGAGGCCGAGCGCCCCCCAGGAUCCAUUUUUCGUACUCCGAGAGAGAGAAUACCGAUCGGAGCCGCUCCCGGAGCGUCCCAGAAGGGCAAAGACCACCCUUCCUUGCCUUGUAUCAAGCUGCAGAUCACCCCCUUGCCAAGGGCCCCUGGGAUGCCGGAGGCCCAGGACGUGAAGCUGGUCACACCCGUACGGCGCUCCUUGAGGAUUGAGCAUGCGCAGCCCCAAUACCCGGACCGGCUGCGGGAGCACGGCAUGGUGGUGGCGUCCCUGGGACAGCUGCCGCAGGUGGCACAGGCCGAUUGCUACAUAUACUGCAAGAACGAGGCCCUUCCGGAGGACACCGAGCUCUGGCUCUUUGCCUCCUAG